Messenger RNA from Ambispora leptoticha, 1542 nucleotides. Lineage: Eukaryota; Fungi; Glomeromycota; Glomeromycetes; Archaeosporales; Ambisporaceae. The record is from the annotation of a GenBank genome assembly.
AUGUCCUCUCAAAGCUUGCCAGAAUACGAACCAGCAGCUUGUCUAUCGGUACCUGAUAAACAAUUUUUUGUGGUUGAAUAUCCAGGUCGCGUCAAAAAUAUUGAUAAAGUUCUAAAAACACUGGGAGGACAAAGAGGACUUAACAGAGCAAUAAAUGAAAAUCUGGUCGAAUUGCGAUAUCGCGUAAAUGAUCCCUUUUGUCAUCCAAUUAAUGGUGAUAUUGUUCCUACCGCGAAUUUCUUGGUAAAAGUGACUCGUAGGCGAAAAAAACAAAAGAAAAAUGAGGAUCGUCAAAGUGAAAGUGACAUAACCGAUGAAAGUAAUAUUAAAUAUGAAAUCAAGGGUAUUAUUUCAAAGACCUGUCGCUUUCGAGGAAUGGCGGAUUUUCAGUACAUUGUAAAUUCGGACAAUCCAAUUCGUAAUUUUCGGAAAUCGCUUGAAAGAUUUGAUGUUCAAGAGAUAGAAAAGUUUGAUUAUAAAACGGAAAACGAAAAAAUUAAACCCCCUCUUAAUUUGCCUCCACCUUCAUUCUCAAGAGCCGAAUGUCCAAUGGAUUACGGUUAUCAGCAAAAUACCGCAGUGAUCAAAGUAUUGAUUCAGAAAGAUGCCAAUCAGGAGCCAAUGUUAAAACUGAUCAAUCGUAGCCGUCGAUAUAAAUUUCUCGCGAUUUCCAUCUCUUUCGAUGCAAGAAACGUCCCAGAUAAACCUCCACCUGAUGUGGUAAAAUACAUGCAAAAAUUGCCUCAUGAAAGUCGUGAUCAAGUAAAAAAACUUUUUGAGAGCCGCCCGAUAUGGACUAAGCUCGCAUUGCAAUCCAAUUUAAUCGUGGAUAAAAAAAUGAUCAAAAAAUUAUUACCGUUGUAUGCAUAUUGGAUGGUAAAUGGACCAUGGCGAGAUUGUUGGAUACGAUAUGGUUACGACCCACGAAAAGACAAGAACGCUAGAUUUUUACAGCUUCUUGAUAUUCGUAACAAUAGGCGACCGGUGAGAAUAGAACGGGCAAAACGUGUUUUGCGUGGACAAUCAGAUUAUGUAGUAGAUACCAUCGAGGAAUCAACGACUAUCAAUAACGAAUCUGAAAACUCGACUUCCCUAUAUAAACACCUCUUUGACGGAAAAACAAAACCCCGUGACGUGGCUGUUUAUCAAAUGUGCGACAUUGAAGACCCACUCCUUAAAUCUUUAAUUGAAUCCCCGGAUGGAGUUGAAGAAAUAUGUCACAAAUCAUAUGGAUUCUAUAAAAGAUCUCACGUAGAAAAAAUGCGCAAAGUUUUGCGGCGUAAAGUGGCCGCAUUAGAAAAUGGUGUAACAUUAGCUGACGAUGAAUUUAAAGAUUUAUUGGAAAAUGAGGAUGAUGAGAAUGACGAGGUUGAGGACGAAAAUGAUGAGAACAUGAGACUAGAAUCGGAUAAUGAUAAAUCCAAAGAGAAACAAAUAGAAAAUAGGCACGCAGAAACACAAUCCAGUCAAAAUAAUGGAGAAAUUCUGCGAGAGGAUGAUGAUGAACUUUAUCAGUUUGAGAACCUUGAGGAAUUCGAAAAU